Molecule: messenger RNA, 1936 nt
Organism: Pocillopora verrucosa
Lineage: Eukaryota; Metazoa; Cnidaria; Anthozoa; Scleractinia; Pocilloporidae
Source: RefSeq, a predicted model, not a curated record
UACGUUCACAGCGGCUCGCACACUUUCAAUUCCCUUAUAAUCAAGGACGAAUUUCAAUACGGUUAGUGUCUUAGAGUCAGCCUUUGUGUUUCCAGUACUUUAAUCGAUAGGAAACGUUUGAUAAGAGUGCCCUUGACUUAUUUCGCCCGAACUCAGUUCUUCGUACACCGCUUCUCGAUUUACAACAUUCUGUUACAAAAAGCGAACUCAUUCAAUUUCAUAAGAUGGCUUCUAAUAAUUCUGGCGAAGGAGCAGAAACCGUUGAGAUCGCUGAGUUAAAUGCUAUCAAAAGCAUAACAAACGAUGAGGAAAUCGUUGAAAAGGGAGCUGAUUCAAGUGACGAGAAGAGAGAGAAAGCAAAGCAUCAUUUCUCUGAGCCGUGGGAAGACAGUGAUGUGAUUCUAGUUGUGGAGAAUGAAAACUUUCAUGUUCAUCGCUUGAUACUGAGUAUGAACUCACCAGUGUUCAAAGCGAUGUUCAAAUCUCAGCUUAAAGAGGCAACCGCCAACGAGAUUCCACUACCUGGGAAAAAUGUAAAGGGAGUCUUGGACUUUUUGAUGAAAAUUUAUGGACCCCAGUACACAAAAAAGAAAGUGGAAAUCACAAUGGAAAACGUGGAACAACUUAUGCAGUUAAGUGACGAGUAUCAAGUAACAGAACACAUCUUCCAACCUUGUGUAGAGUUCCUUGAAGACGAACCUAAAACUAAGGAAAAUGUCAUGAAGAUUCGAGCGCUUGCAGAGUUUUAUGACCUAGAGAAAGUGCGUCAGGAUUGCGACGAACUGCUCAGGGGUAUGACGCUGGGGACUCUUUCUGAAACCGUCCAGUUUGAAAAUGUUGAGAAGGAUAAACUGCAGCAUUUUCUGACGCAGAGGAUAAAAGUGCUGGAAGAUUAUCUGGAGAAAUUGUAUCCACAAUUCAUAGGCCUCCUGGAAUGUUGUUUGUGGUUGUGGCAUGAGAAUAACCGGUCCCUUGAAUGGUGUCCUACUCAUUUCAGCAGAGGAAAAGUAGAUUUCAAUCUUGAUAAAUGUAUCAAGGGAUGUAAUGAUUGUAAAAAAAUGCUGGGUCGUUUGGCUUCAUCCACUUUCCCAAGAAUUAAAGGCUAUUAUACUAACAAUACACCAUACUAUAAUUUCCAAAACACUUAUGGCAAUGCUAUCUCCAAUCGUCAUCGUUUUGACAAGUGUUUGCCAGAUAUAAUUCAGAGAUACUCUCAGUUAAUGGCUUUAUAAAUGAAACAUUAAGAAAUGUGGCGCCAAUGUAACAUAAGUUAACAACUUACUAAGAUUCGGUGUACAUUUUUUCGAACUACAUCGCAUGAACAUUUAUUUUAAGAAGAAAUUUUCAUUAUUCUGGAACACUUGAUAACUUGAAUUUUGAGCAUCAUGGUAUUCAUGCAUGGUUUUCACGGAGUCGCUCCUGAUCAUUCGGAAAUAAUUAAAAUAAGGCUUAUGCUCCACUGUUAGGGGCUUAUUUUACAACAGAAUUAGGAGAAAUUUGUGAAGUAUGUAGCCAUAAAAGGUAAAUUUGAAGAGGAAAGAGUUUUUAGAUGUGACAUGGAUUGUAAACGGGGUUAAAAUUAAAUUUGUAAACAUGAGGGGCCUUAGGCCCCCCCAAAAAUUCGCAGCAUGCAUUCUACGAAGGCGCUAUCGUUUGUCAUCAAUUUAGAGAAUUACGUAAACACUUGCAUUCCUAAGCAGUCCAUUUGGUUCAUUAAAACGGGACAUGCCAUGAAGAUCAAUCAACAGGUCACGAAGAAUUAAACGUGCUCUUGAAUUAUGUAAAAAAAAAUUAGUAGAUUAAAGCAGUGAAAUAUUGGAGAAAAAGAUUUGCGUUCAGGAUGAAUGCCGCCAAAACAUUACAAAUGCAUGUAGCCUCUUCAACUGUAAUUUAAAAUUUGUGGCAAAAUAGUGCUGUAUUUAAAUACUCUUGUAUU